This is a messenger RNA of Haliotis rubra (blacklip abalone), 2414 nucleotides long. Its product is annotated as myeloid-derived growth factor-like. Lineage: Eukaryota; Metazoa; Mollusca; Gastropoda; Lepetellida; Haliotidae. Bases 82 to 576 code for a protein of 164 amino acids. The transcript is spliced from 5 exons. The record is from RefSeq and is a predicted model, not a curated record. Gene Ontology annotation, biological process: positive regulation of angiogenesis; positive regulation of endothelial cell proliferation.
GCUGAUUGGCUGUAACGUGGGUGCGUUUGAUAGGAUCGGAACGUCUCUUACGCUGAGAUUGCAGACAGAAACGGACAGAAAAUGAGUAUGAAUUGGGAUUUAUUAUUGUGUUGUAUUGCAACACUGUGUUUUUAUAGCGCCAAUGCAAUAUGUGAUAUGACUGAAGACAAAAUCCAAGUCAGCGAAUUUGAUGUCAUUCCGGGUGGACAGAAAUUAGGCCACGAAAAACAUUGGGAUGGCAUAAAUUUCUCCUGUAACUUUACAUAUCAAGCUCAAGGUGGCACAAAAGAGUCCUGGCUGAUGGGGCUAAGCAUGAAUGCUGACAACACCAAGUUCUCGUGUUCUGUAGAGAGACCUGGAAGCUCCUCCUAUCUGUUUUUCCAGUCGUUUAGAAUGAUGGUGGGAGGAGUUCAGGCUGUGGGGGCAGAGGUCAAGGGCUCAGACCAUUCGCCUCUAAACCCUGAAGAGUAUGUCAUGGUUGAGUCCUCUAGCUCAGUCUCUCAGGUGGAUGGAAAGUUCAAGAGCAUGCUGGGACGUGUUGAGUUGUGUGCGGUCAAGCCCAAGCAGGAGUUAUGAAGAGUUCGUCGGAUUAUUGCAAACACAACUCUCUUCUUUUUCUGACUGAAGUCAAUUGCAGUCAAGUGUGACAGCAUCAAGGACACGGUGUAGCAAAGUGACCAGGUCUGUGACAGGGCCAUUCUGUCAUAAGGUUAACAAAAACCUGUGAUAAUGUGACUUCCUUACAGGAACAUUGAUGUGGGUUUAUUGUAUUAGGAAACCACAGGUUUAAAGAAUCCAUUGGUGUCUAAAUAUUCAUGGUUAUAGAUGAAAACAAAUUACAUGAUUUUGAAUUCACAGUUACAAAUAAUAACAGGUUGAUUUUUAUUAAGUUCAGCAAACUACUGCUUGAGUGAGUGAGUGUAGUUUUAUGCUGCUUUUAGCAAUAUUCCAGCAAUAUUACAGCAGGGAGACACCAGAAAGAGACUUCACACAUUUAACCCAUGUGGGGAAUUAAACCCGGGUUUUCGGGAUGAUGAGCGAAAACUUUAACCACUAGGCUAGCCCACCGCCUGGACUCCUGAUUGAAAUCUAGUCGGCUGAAAACUCAAUACGCCCAAACCACCGCAAACCAUAUGCUAUAAAGCAUAAGUAGCAUGGGUGGCUCCGUGGUAUAAGGGACUACUGGGUACCCCUCCCUUUGCUGUCGGGAUAUACUUCAGAUCCCAAAUGCACCCAAUCCUUCAUCAGUGAGACCCAUUCAAAGUCAUGUGGGUUUCACCAAGUCACUUGUCGAUUGAGCUGAAAUGAAACACUCUAUGAUCCUUCACGGAUCACAGAGUUCUGUUUCAUCAAGUGUGGUAUGAAAUUCGGACAGUGUGGUAUUUCGUUUCAGGUGUUAAACUAACUCCUACUCAUAAACACAUACUGUAAUUUAAACAGAGUUAUCUAACAGUUGUUGAGGGUUUUCAAUAUGAACAGACUGUGAACCUGUUUUAAGUAUUUCGUGAGCACUAGCUGCGGGUUGUCCUUGAUGUGCCGUCAGCUUCCUGGAGUUGUCUUUAGCCAGAGUUGUUGGUUGUUUCUGUUGAACUCUGUUUUACAUGUGAUAUUUUGACCAAAUGACUGUCAUUGUUUUUGGCUUGGCUUGUAUGCUAUUUUAGUUUUAGGAUUUCUUUUAUCUGCCAGUUGCUUGGUAUUGCAGAGGAAAUUCUAUUUUCUCAUCAUUUAUGUUACAAAACCUUGUAUUUCAAAUAGCUGAAAUGAUUCAAACUAAGUGCCUUUGGCUUGCAAACAGGGAAAACCUUGUUGUGAUGUUCAAAAUUGGAUUAUCUUAAUGUUAUUAUUUUUCUAGAAUUUGAGGAAUUGGGAAUGUUUAACGUCAAAUUGGAAUUUUUUAACUGUCAUUUGCUGCAGACUUGGGCAAAUAUCGGUUUCUAAGCACCCUCGAUGAAUCUUUGAUUUUGUUUGCAAUUUCAUUUGAAACUUAAUGUGUCUGUGGCAACAAAAGCACACUGGAAAAUAUUUCUGUGUUUUCGGUUUGCGUAAAGUAUUCUCAUACUUAUGUUUUGGUUUGUUAGUAAUUAUUGUGUAAGUGUGCACACUCAUGUGUAUGAAUAAUCCGACAGGGCACCUGUGCACUGUUCAACUGUAAACUUUAUGAUACUGCUUACUAAAUAACAUUGGAAUAGGUGAUAUCUGUUUCACCUGUUUGUUUCGCUGUAGAAACAGCUACAUUUGUGCAGUAACUUGUGGCAAGUCUUCAUGUGGUGACACAGCUUUCAGAGCCGGGUAGUUAGCUAAUGGGAGGGAUUAUUUGGUUGUUUUCACAACAACCAAAACUUGGACCAUUUUUUUUAAAAUUCAAUUGUAAUUCCAGUUGAAAUGUUACUUUGCUUACCUACUGGUCAAUAAGU